CCAGAAACAUGGGUAGGGUUAGGGUUAGGGAGGAGGCGGAGGCGGCUGCUUUAUUCCCGACGCGGAUCCCGAUCGGCAUGGCCAGCGGAGGCGGAGGAGCGCCAUGGGCGGACGGUGCCUUCCCCGAUUGGGUGAUGCUGGACCGCAUCGGCCGCACCAAGUCCUACGACGGCAUAUGCGCUGUUCGUGAGGCCGUCAACCAGAACAAGACCGCCGCUGCAGUUCACAUGGCCAGCGGCCGCUCCUGCUACGUGUCCUUCGCCCUCGCCGAUCCUCCAGAAGGGGUCUCCUACUUCGACCUCCACUGGCCGGAGAAAGAAGCCUCAGCCACCCGGCCCGCCUGUCCCUACGUCCGGGCAACUGACGAGGACCUCGUCCUCUUCCACAUCUCCAUCCCGAGCCAGACUCGCUACGUCAACAUCGCGUCAGAUCUGUUCGUCUACACGGCCGCCGGUCCUUCCCCCUCGGUGCAGCAGCUCCCUCGGUACACCAAGGACAGGAAAAGGCCGUUCCUGAUGGAUAAAUUCGCCACAGGCAUCCUGCGGCUCGCGCCGGACUGCUACAUUGUUGCCGACCUUAAUGUCUACCCCAAAAAAAGCGACACUGGCAAUCAUCCCAUGCUUGUUGAACUCUGCAUCUUCAACUCCGAGAAAGGACAUUGGGGAACCAUCUGCAACAGGCCUGCCCCGCGGCCGCAUGACCAGAGCAAUGUCCGGUUCCCCUUCCUGUGGUCAACUGACGAUGUGCUCGCUCUUGAUGGUCGUUUUCUGUGCUGGGUAGACUACUUCAGCGGUGUCCUAAUAUCUGACUUCUCCGAUACAUGCUCCCCCGUGCUUCACUUCGUGCCUUUCCCCAGGGGAAAAGCGUACCGUAAUGACGUACGGGUUGAAAGAUACUUCCCCGGGAGAUUCCAAAGUGUGUCCGUCAGCCAAGGCAUGCUGCGCUUUGUCCACAUUGACAAUGACUUCCAUGAGAGAAUCCAUAGUGGCCAUCGUCACCUUCUUGAGAGAAGACUAGGGCAGCACCCUCGCCAAAAGAUCACCAUUUGGAAUUUGAACAUGAUGUCCAAGUUCAAGUGGGAGCUCCAUCGUGUGAUCUACCUGGAUUCUGUCUGGGGUAGCUCUGGUUACCAGGAGCUGCACAUACCUUGCCGUCUUCCUGAGUUCCCAAUCAUCAGUGCGGAUGACCCGGAUGUUGUAUGCUGCCUUUUAAGGGAGGAGGAAUUUCACGGUGAGGCGUGGAUGAUCAUGGUUGACAUGAAACAGGCACAUGUUCAGUCAUGUACUCCAUAUAUCAAUCAACGGUCCUGCUAUGCUAAGUCUGUGGAUGUGGAUGUGCAAGCUCGCAAAAGCCGUUUUGCUAAUGUGCCCCUACUUCCAGCUGUCUUCUCCAGACACCUUGAAAGGCCAACAGGGAUGCUAUGGAACAACGACAAGCUUGCACCUCAUCCUUCAAAGAAGAGUAAGUUUGCAAGGUAAAGACUUGGGAGUAUGGUUCGCUCAAAUCAAAGAUGAUGUUUGUCAAAGGUGCAACUUUUGGGAUUCUCAAACCGAAGAUGAUGUUUGGUGCGGUGCAGACAGAAAUGUGGGAAAAUAUUAUAUUUAUGUGAUGAAGAUGAUGUACUAAUGAAUAUCCAUUAGAGUAAACGAUACAUAUUAUGGAUCCUGUAAUCGUAUGUUUGAAAGCCAGCCUGUUAUAUGUUUGGGAUUGAA
This is a messenger RNA of Triticum urartu, 1712 nucleotides long. The record is from RefSeq and is a predicted model, not a curated record. NCBI's taxonomy places the organism in Eukaryota, Viridiplantae, Streptophyta, Magnoliopsida, Poales, Poaceae.